AGCCCCGCCCGCGACAGGCGGAGCCACCGGGCGCGUCGCGGGGGCCGGGGCCGGGGAGAGCGCCUCGGCCGCCGUCUCGCGGGAAGCCCGCGCCGAGCCGCGCGGGGACCGCCCGGGGGCGGCGGGCGGGGGCAAGGGCGGAGACUGGGGCCGAGCCCCCCGCCUCCGCGCCGCAGUCCUCAACCAGGUCGGCUCCCGGGGAAUAUACUGCGGCUCCACGGUGGCGGCGGCGUGCAGUGUGCGGCUGCAGUAACGCUGGCAUGUCUGGCAGAGGCAAGGGCGGGAAGGGGCUCGGCAAAGGGGGCGCCAAGCGCCACCGCAAGGUGCUGCGCGACAACAUCCAGGGCAUCACCAAGCCGGCCAUCCGGCGCCUGGCGCGGCGCGGCGGCGUGAAGCGCAUCUCGGGGCUCAUCUACGAGGAGACGCGCGGCGUGCUGAAGGUCUUCCUGGAGAACGUGAUCCGCGACGCCGUCACCUACACCGAGCACGCCAAGCGCAAGACGGUCACGGCCAUGGACGUGGUGUACGCUCUCAAGCGCCAGGGGCGCACCCUCUACGGCUUCGGCGGAUAAACUUGAAUUGCAAACGUUAACGCUGUCAAAAUCAAGGCUCUUUUCAGAGCCACCCACAUAUUUCACAACGAGAGCUGUUCAUUACUUAAAUAAAUAGUUUGCAAACUUAACGGAGCUGUAACCUUAAAACACGAAUUGUAAUAAAUUGAGAAUUAAAAAGCUGGAGCAAAAUUCAGUCUUUAUGAGCAUCCUGAAUAACUACUGCAAAAUGCCCAGUGUACUAAGAGCACACAUGUUAAAUAAUAGCAUUAGUAACUGUA
Molecule: messenger RNA, 832 nt
Organism: Falco peregrinus (peregrine falcon)
Lineage: Eukaryota; Metazoa; Chordata; Aves; Falconiformes; Falconidae
Product: histone H4
Exons: 1
Coding region: 261-572 (103 amino acids)
Biological process (GO): nucleosome assembly
Cellular component (GO): nucleosome
Molecular function (GO): protein heterodimerization activity; structural constituent of chromatin; DNA binding
Source: RefSeq, a predicted model, not a curated record